Molecule: messenger RNA, 1864 nt
Organism: Rhinichthys klamathensis goyatoka
Lineage: Eukaryota; Metazoa; Chordata; Actinopteri; Cypriniformes; Leuciscidae
Gene: pkdcca
Product: protein kinase domain containing, cytoplasmic a
Exons: 7
Coding region: 336-1862 (508 amino acids)
Biological process (GO): protein phosphorylation
Molecular function (GO): non-membrane spanning protein tyrosine kinase activity; ATP binding
Source: RefSeq, a predicted model, not a curated record
AAGCCGAGUGAACUGCCAGUCAAAGUGACGUCAGUCUCGUCGGAGUCGCGCUGAGGCGAAGUGCUGGUGCGCGCUCGGAGACCCCCGUUAACUGCGCGCACACGCAGUGUCACCAUGAGCAGCAGUAUAUGGGGUGGAUCUUAAAUCAUAACUGCAAGAUGAACAUACGGCACAUCUUUCUGAGCGCAGCAUCAUAGCCUUCCCUCGCGAUCCUGAAGCCUUCACGCUGCACGAGACACUCCGGCUCGGCCACACUGCCUGCUGCUGCCCGGCGGGUAGGCGGAGGCUGGAAGGGGGAACACAUCUAUUUUCUGCUAAUAAUAAUAAGCAACAAAAUGAAGCGGAGAAAGAUGCUGGUAGCGGCGGGCUUCUGUCUCUCGUUCCUCAUGGGCACGCUGAUGAAUGUAUUGUUCAUUCCGGGAUUCGAGCACCACGGCGAGCGCGUGCAUCGCCACCACCAGCACGAGAAACAGCAGCAGCCGCAGCCCGACGCGGACUCUCCUGCCCGGCUUCAAAUCGAGGAGCUGACACCCUCCGCCGGGCGACUCCCGGAGCUCCAGCGGCAAAUACGCGAGCGAUUAGAUGAGGUUCUGCGGUACCGCCAGAGACGCGCGCACUGGGUCGGCACCGGAGCGCUCGAGCGCAGGCGGCUCAUGGACCUGGAGCAACGCGGAGAGUUGGAAUCAUACAAAGGAAUCGAGAAAAACAAUAAUUACGAUCAGUCCCGAGCUGUAUCCAUAGCAACAAAAUCGGUGCUCGGCUGCGGCAGUAUUGAUAACGUGACCAAUGUCCAGUAUCUGGGCUCGGGAUACACGAAGGCGGUGUAUAAGGCGGCUCUGAACAGCAGCUUCUCCGUCGCGUUGAAAUCCGUCGAUUUCGGGGGUCACGAUAUGGAGAAUUGUGUGAAGAAAUACGCGUCGUCGACAGACUGUUACAAACUCGCAUCCUUCAAAAUUGUCAAGGAAAUGACGCUGAUGGAGAGAUUGCAGCACCCUAAUAUUCUCAAGCUGUACGGAUACUGCUACCAGGACAGCAACGAUAUAAAGGACACGGUGACGGCCAUCACGGAGCUGGGAAGCCCUCUGGAGAUGAUCACGCUGCUGCAGACGCCCUGGGACGAGAGAUUCAGGAUCUGUUUGAGUCUGAUGAGGCUGCUGCAUUAUCUGUCCCACUCCCCGCUCGGGUCCGUCACCCUGCUGGACUUCAGGCCACGACAGUUCGUUCUGGUGGGGGGAGUGCUGAAAGUGACCGACCUGGACGACGCCAGUGUUGAGGAGACGCCUUGCUCCCCGUCUUCUCCUUUAGACUGUCUCAUGGAGUUCCCCGCACGCAACUUCACCCUCCCCUGCCACAAGGGCCGCUGUCAGGGUAUCAACGAAAAGAGGAACCUCUACAAUGCUUACAGAUUUUUCUUCACCUACUUGUUACCUCACAGUGCCCCCUCAGCACUGAGACCCCUUCUGGACAAAAUCGUCAACUCUACAGGAGAGCUGAUAUGGGGCACCGACGAGACUCUGGUUCACUUUGAAAAAGUGCUGGAUAUCUACAGGAACGGACAUUACCUCAAGAAUAACACGCAGACACACAAAACAGAGUAUAAGCGUGUGUUAGACGCCUCGAUAGCAGCGGAGAACUACCGCUGCUGGCCGUCCUAUCAGCACGACGGAUGCCUGCUGUCAGUCUUCAGCGUUCAUGAAGCUGUCGACGUGUGUGAGAGCCACGUCCAGUGCCGGGCCUUCGUCUUGACCAACCAGAGCACGUGGACAGGUCAUCAGCUCGUGCUCUUCAAAACCGGAGCAUCCAGCCUGAGCGCGGCUCCAGGGAGACUCUCGUACAUACGCCUGGGAGCCGCCGAGAGCUGAGA